UGAAAUACGUGUAUUACGGUAUUGUAUUAAUGUAAAUAAUCGAGAGGGAAUACAAAAAAAUGCAUGCAUAUAUUAUCGCUUGUUUAAUUUAUUAAGUUUAUUCAUUUACAGACAAGAAAGGUACUCCACAAUCAUCUAAUAAUGGGAGUGAGUCUACCGAUUAUGAAAGUUGCGUUGAGGAAGUUACGGUUGAACAAAAAUGGAUGGAUGAAAACAAAGAGGUCGAGAUUGAACAGAGGUGGUUGAGCAGUGAUAACGAUGUUGUCAGUCUGGUGGAGUCUCUUUCAAUAAAAAAUGCUACGGAUAUUUCACAGACAGCAACAUCGGCAACAAGGCGUGAUUGUGCCACCCAGACAAGCGACAAUGCAACUGGGCCUCCCGUUCUAUAUCAGGGUCCUUCCAUGCCUCCCAGUUUACCGUAUGGGGGUUAUCCACCACCACAUCAUUAUGGAGGUUAUCCACCUUGGUCGACUGCUUCAGAUUGUGCUCCAUUUGAGUAUGGUCCCCGCUAUCCAGCACCAGGCUACGGUUAUCCUGCCAAUCCUCCCAUACAACCUUGGAUGAUGCAAAUGCCACGGAGCAGCAUGCAAUUCAGAUCACAGUACAACCCGGGCAUGGGACCAGCAUAUCACCAACAAGCUCAAUAUCAGACGCAAGGAUCAUGCCAGCAUCAGUACCCGCCUAAAGCCUCCCUCCGACCUCCAAGGUUUUAUCCGCCCCGGACUCUCCCAAGUAAACCAUCUUCCGUUGAUACCUCAACGCCGACAAUUACACCGUGUCCACCACCUUCAGCGAGUGACUUUUAAGGAGUUUACAACCUCGAUAACCCGCUAGUGCUUCCUUCGAUAAGCGAGUAGAAUAGGGUUUUCUUUUGGCGAAACUGGUGUUGCACUGUUAUGUUUAUGUUCUUUUGGUGCGUGCUUUGAAUUAGUUAAUGCAAAAAUAUCGCACGAACUGGAUGAGCUCGUUCUAGUGUACUCAACUGGCAACAGUGUCUCAUUUCUCAGCUUUGACUUGUGGCUCUGCGAGCAACCAUGCUUUGCAGCAAGUUUUCUCGUGUUUUUUUUCUCAUGGAGCCUGUAUACCAAGAAAAACUACGGCCAAUGCUGCUCGUGUUGUAAAAAUGACCUCAAAACUUGACGCCUGGAGUACUUGUGGUGCUUUGACAGUGCUGCCAUGUUGUAGGAUCUUUCCCUAAUCUUGGGGAAUUUUUACUUGGUGAUUUUUUUGGGAAUAUAAUGAUCUGGGGGAGAUCACACGUUUCGCGCAUAGAAGCAUCCCCUCGCUCUUUGAACCGAACCUACCCCUUUCCAUAAUUAACUGUGAUUAGUGGAUUUUUUUUUUGAGAAAUUCUAUCCAACGCAUCUGGCUACUCUGUGCUUUGACAGAUUCGCCAUAUGAACACUUUUCUCCUGAUAUAUAGUCUCCAUAGCUUUUUCUUGGAACCUAUAUACCAGGAGAAAGGUCGAAAUGAGAAAAAAAGACCCCAAAACUUGACGCCUGACUGAGAGCGCCGUGAUCGAAGCGAAUACCAGCUACUGGUUUUUAAACCUAAUUUUUACGUAUGAAUAAUAAUACUAGAGCAUAUUAAAGCAGCAUUUCCUUUGUCAGGUUAUCUAGUCUACUAUUAUUUAUCAUUAAAGUUUUAUCAAAAAACAGAAACAUGUAGAUUCAAGCAGGCGGACCUUAGACUCUUAGGAAAGUGUCCCCCAAAUCAAACGUAAAUAAUGGAAAGGGGUAUGUUUGGUUCAAAAAGCGGGGAGGGGGGGAUUUCAACCAGAACAUUACAUCCCCAAAAAAUUCUCCAUGUGAAAAUCUUCCAAAUUUGGGGAAAAUCCUCCAACAUGGCAACCCUGUCAAAACACCACUGCGCUCCAGGCGUCAUGUUUCGCGGUCGUUUUCAUAGCACGGACAGCAUUACCGUAGUUUCUCCCGGUAUAUCGACUCCAUGGAGAAAGAAAUGAAAGAAUACUUUUCAUUGGAAGAUGACGGCACGAGACCCCAAAUGACACGUUUUAUGUUCUUUUGGGGAAAAAUUUAGGAUAAACAGGGCAUAGGUUUCAAACGCGGAAAAGGCACCAUCUUUAGCAGAAAGAGGUUAGAAGUACUUACAAGUUCGCGGAUCGAGUGUUUGUGUUCACGUGGGAAUAAAUGAGAUUUGGAUUGAGUUUUUUUGCGUUGUAUGGUUGCUGUUUAGGUCAAAAGUGUUAGGGCAAUGAGACAGAUAGUUGGAGUGUGAGUUUGAAUUUAUCGUAUAUGCAUUACAAAUGUUUUCAUAAAAGUUCUCUACAAUAUUAUUUUCUAUAAACAAUACGAAACAAUGAAAUUCAAGUUAGUUUAUUUGACAUGUUUGGUUGCCGCAUGCUACAAUUUGAACGUAUGUCCCAAAUGUUUUAACCUUUGAGAUACAGAUUUUUUUUCUGAAAACUUUACCGCCCUGUAUCUCAAAGAUCAAGACGUUUAGGACAUACGGUCAUGUGAUUUUUUUCUCAAAAGGGGCCUACGAUUCACUUUCUUAAAUAUUACCAUGUGAUUAAGGAACUACCGGUAUUUAAAAAAAUAUUUCGAUCGUAUUUUAAUAUUGACGACUAGGUUGAUGAAGCUUAAUUAUAAAAAAGAUUGUCAGUUUAUAUAUAUCAAGACUGCAUCUAAAGAACUAAUCUCAGUUUGACAAUAUGUGCAUUAUUUUGUACAAUGACUUAUAGAGAUUCUCUCUCCUGUUGUGAUGGAAUUAUUUAUGUGCCUUAAUGCAAUAUUCUGUAGGAAAGCUCUGUUUUUGUUAUUAAAGCAGUAGUUGACGGUUGACUGCAGCUUGAAUGAUACACAAAAUAGAGUUUGAUUACUGCAAACAUAGAAGCCAAAUUUGUGUUUUUAUACAUUAGAAAUGUGAGUUUCCAUGUUUAUUUAUAAUAUAACAAUUGUUUUCUUUAUGUUUCUUUUGUGUCUAUUUUGUAUAUUAUUACUGAAAACUGCUAGUUAUUUAUUUUCGAUCUGUAUGUUCCGUAUCGGUACAUUAUUUUAAGCGUUUCUUUUGCAUGUUUAAAUGCAGUUUUUUUUGUAUGAUGUAAAUAAGAG
This is a messenger RNA of Acanthoscelides obtectus, 3075 nucleotides long. NCBI's taxonomy places the organism in Eukaryota, Metazoa, Arthropoda, Insecta, Coleoptera, Chrysomelidae. The record is from the annotation of a GenBank genome assembly.